Molecule: messenger RNA, 6397 nt
Organism: Dunckerocampus dactyliophorus (ringed pipefish)
Lineage: Eukaryota; Metazoa; Chordata; Actinopteri; Syngnathiformes; Syngnathidae
Exons: 2
Coding region: 1-3552 (1183 amino acids)
Biological process (GO): DNA integration; proteolysis
Molecular function (GO): aspartic-type endopeptidase activity; nucleic acid binding; RNA-DNA hybrid ribonuclease activity
Source: RefSeq, a predicted model, not a curated record
AUGUUUGUCGAUACUGGAGCAACCUACACUUGUGUAGGUCCAAGUUACGCCUCACACCUCCCCAUGUCUGACAAAUUUGUCAAAACAGUAGGAUUCUCGGGAAAGCUUCAAACAAUACCUAUGACGGCUCCAGUUCAGCUAACAAUGGAGGGCGAAACAACGACAUUGCCAGUUCUGGUAUCUGAGCAGACACCAGUAAAUUUACUAGGAAGAGAUGCUCUAUGCAAGCUGAAUGUAAACAUUUCUUGUACGCCUGAGGGAGUGAAAGUAGAUAGAGUGAAGGAAAAGUUCCAAAUGAAUGUUCAGACAGCACGUGCAAAAGUAUACUGGUUAGGAGAUAUAUCAGAACCAGUGCUCCAGGCUUUCCAAAAGUGGGAAAAGUACAUCUGUGCUCAAAUUCCAAAAGCGUCAAAACCACGGUCUGAAUACCAUUGCACAGUCUAUUUUGAUCCAUCAUGUAGCAAAAUCUUUGAAGAAAAGUGGGAAACACAAACUGAAGGCCUGACGGUGUCAUUGACAACAGAGUAUAUCAUAAUUGGGCAAGAGGGUGCAGCGUUUAACGUUGAGUCAAAUCCUUUCCUGGCACAAUGGUAUAACGUGCCCAAUUCGGCACCACACAUAACCUUGUUGGUUAACGAAAAUUUUGCGUCAAAGGAUUUGGGGCCAAUGAUGAAAAAUGCGUCCAAAAUAACUUGGAAUGCGACGGAAAAUCCACUAAUUUUUGUGUCGCCAGAUGAGACAAAGAUAAAAAUUUUGUGUGGUACCCAUAUGGUUUCAAAACCAAAAGAAGUGAUCAUCACUUCAUUUGACGUACCACAGAUGCCGCAAAUCCGUGAAGGUGAGAGUGACUUAAAACAAGAAAUGCUCGAACACGUCCCAGAAAAUCUAUGGUCAAAACAUGAAACAGAUGUAGGGUUAGUGAAGUCAGCAAACCCUGUUAGAGUGGAGCUUAAACCAAACAUGAAACUUCCAAGACGCGCACAGUACCCUCUGAAAUUAGAGGCAGAGAAAGGUAUAAGCCAAACUAUUGAAGGGCUUCUGAAAGCGGGAGUAUUAAUUGAGACACACAGUUUUUGUAAUACGCCAAUACUACCUGUGAAGAAAGCAGUCAAAUCCAAGUACCGGCUGGUACAUGAUUUGCGAGCAGUGAAUGAGAUCGUCCAGGAUAGUCCAGUGGAAGUACCAAAUCCGCAUACUCUCUUGACAAAUGUUCCACCUGAAGCUAAGUUUUUCACAGUAAUAGACUUGUGCUCAGCAUAUUUUAGUGUUCCGUUGCACGAAGACUCUCAACAUUUGUUUGCGUUCACAUAUCGAGGAAAACAAUAUUGCUAUACUCGAAUGCCACAGGGGUUCAAACAUAGUCCACAUGUGUUUAAUCAGGUGUUAAGAGAGGACCUUGAAGGGUUGCAACUCAAUAGCACCCUGUUACAGUACGUUGACGAUCUGUUAAUAUGCGCACCGACACUCGAGGACUGCCACAGAGACUCAAUUAAAUUACUUCAGAAGUUGGCUGAGGGGGGGCAUAAGACCUCCCAGGCAAAGUUACAAUAUUGCCAGCCCCAGGUCGAGUAUCUGGGAAGAGUUAUAUCACACGGAACAAUCUCAGUGGCACCCUCUCAGUUGGAGGGAGUGAGCAAAGUGCCACUCCCUCUUACAGUGGGACAGAUGAUGACUUUUCUAGGCAUGACUGGUUUCAGCUCAAACUGGAUAGUGGACUAUGCUGUCAAAACUGCACCAUUGAGAGGAAUAAUGAAGGAGGGUGAGACUCAGACAUUGAGGUCACCGCUGAAAUGGACCAAUGAGUCCAGAAUUGCGUUUGAAACAAUCAAACAGGAAAUGCAAACAGCUCCGGCGUUGGCAACACCAGACUAUGGCAAACCGUUCUUUUUGUACGUGUCAAAUAGACAUAAUAUGUAUGCAUCUGCAGUGUUGAUGCAAGAAACCUGUAGUGGUCGAAGGAAGCAACCCCUUGCAUACUACAGCACGAAGCUGGACAAUGUGGUCCAGGGUUGGCCACCAUGUUAUCAAGGGUUGGCUGCCGUUCAUUAUGCGUAUGAGAAGGCAUCAACAAUCACAAUGGGACAUCCAGUGACAAUAUACACGCAUCAUAAAAUUUCUGAGCUGAUCCACCAAAAUAGGUUUGUGAUAACGCAGGCUCGAUGUUUGCAGUACUUGCCACUGUUGACGUAUCCAGAUGUCACCAUUAAAAGGUGUGCAACGGUAAAUCCUGCAGACACAAUGCCAUUCAGUUUUGAAGGUGAGCCUCAUGAGUGUGUGCCAGAGGCAAUGAAGUACACGAAGUUAAGACCAGAUUUGGAGUCUACACCUUUGUUAAAUGCAGAAGUGACAUACUUUGUGGAUGGAUCGUGUUACAGAGAUCACCUUGGCAGCCAUGCAGGGUUUGCGGUUAUCAAACAGGAAGGAAGUGAUUUUGUGACAAUAAAGGCUGAGAGUUGUAUACAACCAUGCUCUGCACAAUUAGCUGAGUUGAAGGCUUUGACUGAAGCGUGCAGAAUGGCCAAAGGAAAGACAGCAAAUGUGUAUACGGAUUCGGCGUAUGCACAUGGAGUGUGUCAUUUGUUUGGGGCAGUGUGGAAGCAACGUGGUUAUAAAAAAAGUGAUGGUUCACCAAUACACCACCAAAAACAGAUAGUUGAUCUUAUUUCGGCGAUGAUGCAACCGACAAGGCUUGCUGUUAUCAAGUGUCAGGCACACAGGAAAGGAAAUGAAGAUGUUGUGCAGGGAAACAAUGCAGCAGAUGAAGCAGCAAAAUUGGCUUCUAAAAGCCAGGUGACUGUUUUGGCUCCAUUGGUGUCAAUAGAACCAGUCGCUACGCCAGAUGACAUUGUGUUGAUGCAACAAAAUGCAGGGCUAAGUGAGCACAGUUUGUGGCAGCAGAGAGGAGCUUCAAAAGAUGAAAAAGGUCUGUGGAGAUCACAUGAAGGACUGCUUGUUGCGCCAGUCUCAUUACUUACAGUGCUAAUAUCAGAUGUGCACAGUCCAGAUCACUGUGCAAAGGGGGAAGUUGUAAGGAAGAUAAAACAGCAAGGAUAUUGGUCACCAUAUUUACAGUCAAUGAUAGAUGAAGUCUUGGGACAAUGUGAAGUUUGUGCACAGAACAAUGUCAGAAAAGGCAUAACUACACCCAUUGGACACAUACCAGUUCCAGAAGGACCAUUCAAACAUCUUGUGCUAGACUAUGUAGACAUGAUUAAAUCGGUGCAUGGAAAGAGGUACAUGUUAGUAGUUAUUGACCGAUUUAGUCGUUGGGUUGAAGCGAUGCCGUCUAAAGAUCAGAGUUCAGAAACUGUUGUUAAAUUCCUGUUAAGAGAAGUAAUUCCGCGGUUUGGAAUACCAUCAGAAAUAAGUUCGGACAACGGUCCGGCGUUCGUGCAAAAAGUAGCCAAAGGAAUCUUACAACAGUUGCGAAUAAGACAAAGGUUGGGGUGUGUCUAUCAUCCUCAGUCCCAGGGAAUGGUAGAGAGAGUAAAUGGGACAAAGCCAGAUACAAUGGGUGGUAUAAAUGGAUAUGGUACACAACCAGGGAAAUGACAAAUGUGGAAUGCAUAGCAUGUUCAGCAGCUCCAACCGCGUUACCAAUUGUAAUUCCUGAAAAGAACAGUUUCAAAACAUGUGCAGAUGAACAAAGGCAGAAAUGUAAAAAAAGAGGAUUCGUGUCAACUAAUCAUAAAAUUAGGCUUUUCUCAUUACCAAUGUGCACCAUACAAUGUAGAUUAAUUUAUGGCUCAAAAAAGACACACAAUUUAAUGAGUCCACUGCCUGCUCGGGCUAAGGAUAAUGUGUGCACUGAGUUUGGACUCACAACAGCCUUAGAUGGACCCCCAACAAAGUAUAAAGUAGAUAGAACGGCAGAGUAUGAAUGUUUCGCAAGCGGUGGGUUUAAGACUGAUAACCAACUUGGGAAUUAUGUGGGAAAUACUACGGUGAAGUGUAAAGUAACUUGGGUACUAUCUUGGUUUCCACACGCAAACAUGAUUCCGAUUUUUGUCACCAGACCGGUAUGGUAUGAGAACCCAGGCCCAAAUGAUCAGUCAUGUCAAAAUAUAACAAUGACAAUACCUAAUAAUCAAUUUUUGGCUGUACAAUCUACGGCAGUAGCGGACAGCUAUUGGAUGUGUGGAGAUGACAUAUUGCGUAAUGUUCUGCCUCAGCAAUGGAUUGGCCUGUGCAGAUUGGUAAGGAUGAAAGUGCCCGUUCAAGUAAUGUACAAAGGUGUCCGAGAAGUACUCCAAACACAGGGUGCCAUUAGAUUUAAAAGAUCAUACAUACCAGACUCUCGGGUCUAUCUAGACGCAAUAGGGCAACCACGAGGAAUUCCAGAGGAAUUCAAAGCUAGGAGUGAAAUUAAGGCUGGUCUGGAGUCCAUAUUUCUCUGGAUUACGCCCAAUAAAAAUGCGGAAUGGAUUAAUUACGUGUAUUAUAAUCAACAACGCUUUAUUAAUUAUACCAAUGAAGCCCUCAGAGCGCUCGGAGAACAAUUACAUGAAACAACCAAAAUGUCAUGGCAAAAUCGUCAAGCCUUGGAUUGGAUGCUUGCUGAGAAGGGGGGAGUGUGCCACAUGUUUGGAGAACAAUGUUGUACCUACAUACCCAUGAACACGGCCAGAAGAGGAUCUUUUACUACAGCAAUGUCUAGAAUUAGUGAACUAAGCAAAGAGUUGACAGGAAAUGCAGGGAAAGAUGUAAAGGCACUUGACUGGUUCACCACAAAGCUUGGGCAUUGGGGUGCUAACCUGGCAAGAACGGGAAUAACUGCAGUAAUAGUUUUGACAGUGAUAUGUCUGUUACUUUGUUGCAUCGUACCCAUUCUGAAGAAAGUACUGAUUAAGACUUUUGUAAGACAGAUGACUGCGCUGGCGGUUACCAAAGUGGCAGAGGCUCAGCUAGCGCAACUGGUGGUCGAGCAGCCUGAUCUAUUUCCCAAUCCGGACGAUCGUGAGGACGAUGACACCGACUCAGAGGACUCAAUGAGCCGUGAGGUAUGAUUGACUGUGGGAUUGGGAAAGGAGCUGGAAUUUGAGCUGGACACCACCAACUGUAUAUCACAAUGCGCUGAGGCCUCUCCACGAACUGUGCUAGUAGCGUGUGGAAAACCGCCAUGCCAAGGACAGGACUGACAUAAAAGGACAAUGGACUUGGCGGGACUGAACAACAAUGCACUCACUCACAGUUAGUCAGUGUUGGACUGCUGAGUAACACCAGUUAGUUAUUAUUAACAAGUGUAUUAUUUCAGUUAUUUAGCAUUAACUACCAUGUCAGGAUUAUGUCACUCACUUACUAGGUUAGUUACUCUGUAGUCGCUGUGAGUUUACACUGACGCAGUUAUUCAAUGAGUUACCUGAGAAGUACAUUAGAUCAUGAAGAAUUAGACAUGGAGUAAAAUUUGUGAUCUGUUCAAUAUUCACUAUAUCACAGCACUCAGAGUACAGUUUAUGCCACACAUAUAUACUAUCUCUAUAGACAGGUGUAGUUGGUAGAUCAUUGAGUUAACUCAUAAUAAUAAUAGUUACCAGACAGUUAGAUAAGUAGUUGGCACAGGGUCAGCUAUACCAACCAAGGGGACCCUCCAGCCGAGACGAGCCAUCCAUGAGGACCACGCCAGCCGAGACGAGUCAUUCCUGAGGGCUGUAAUCGAGGGAGCCAGAUCGUGCGGGAGGACAUCCAUCCAGGAGGCAGGCUAUGAGGAAGGGGUGAGAUGAGCGCCCUCCUCCAACAUGUGACGUGCCAAGUCACCACCUCGUUUCGGCGAAAGAAGCCCCUCAUCACAAAGGGUCCCUCCAGAUGACAUCGUGCUGAUCAUCGGCGGAUGAUCGAAGAAGGGACUGAAGAUGGCCUACACCAUUCUUACAGAGGCACAAUAAUCCUCUGGGCGGUGAUGAUAUGAGCAGAAACAUUUCUCCCGACCUUGCCACACACCGAAUCACUGCCCAUAACACGUUCCCCACUUCCCCGUGCCCAUUCUUCAGGACAAGCAUGCAUCAAAAUCCCCACGAACUUAAUCUUUGAACUUCUUUCGGAAAAUGAAGACGGUGAAAUGACGGGUCUAAGAGACAUUAUUAUUUGUUUUGGGGGUUUGGGACCCCCAAAAGGGGGGAAUAUAUUGUAAAAUGAUUCUUGUCCUGUGAACUCCAGAGUACCUUUUGUUCUGUGAAAGACAGUUGAACUCAGGCCUACGUGACUGAGGGGGAGGUCAUCGUGACCGAAGUUAUACAAGAUAUGUUCCAGAUGUUAUGUGAUUUCAAAAUGUCCUGCCAACAGGGCCAAGGAAGGAUGAGGUUUGGUAAUCCACGUCAUUGUUAUUGUUCACUGGGUCUAUUUAAGGGUGAACGGAAUAAACGGGGUAUCCCUUUUCCCUCAACUGCAUACAAGUUGUGUU